Brachypodium distachyon (stiff brome) is the source of this 744-nucleotide messenger RNA. RefSeq names its product cysteine proteinase inhibitor 8. Gene Ontology annotation, molecular function: cysteine-type endopeptidase inhibitor activity. NCBI's taxonomy places the organism in Eukaryota, Viridiplantae, Streptophyta, Magnoliopsida, Poales, Poaceae. The transcript has 2 exons. The record is from RefSeq and is a predicted model, not a curated record. Bases 138 to 509 code for a protein of 123 amino acids.
AACCACCAACAUCUCAAUCCCGAACCCCCGAUUCCCGUGUGCCCCAAAACCGCCUUCACGCUCCCAAAUCAACGAUCCCUUAUUUCUGCUUCCGGUCUCCGCCUCCACCGACUCACCUGCAACCCCCCGAUCCGACCAUGGCGAGAACCCUCCUCCUUCUAGCCGUCCUGGCCGCGAUAGCCGCGGCGAGCGGCAGCGCGGCGGGCAUCGACGACGAUCUCGACCGCCUGAUUGUCGGCGGGUGGGAGCCGAUCCGGGACGUGAGCGAGCCGCACAUCCAGGAGCUGGGCAGCUGGGCGGUGGCGCAGCACGCGAGGCUGGCGACGGACCGGCUGCGGUUCCUCCGGGUGACCCGCGGCGAGGAGCAGGUGGUGGCCGGGAUGAACUACUGCCUCUUCGUCGACGCGCAGGACGCCGCAGGGAGGAGCGCGCCCUACGUCGCCGUCGUCUACGAGCAGUCCUGGACCAACACCCGCGAACUCACCUCCUUCGAGCCGGUGGCCAACUGAUCGAUCCGGGUCGGAACUUCUGGAGAGGAACUGCUAUACGAGGAUUCUGUUAAUCGUAGGUUGCAGCAAGCCUGCUGAGUGAAGUUUGAAAAGGUUUGUGGAGCGAACCAUCACCACAUCAAUUUAUAUUUCAAUUAGUACAAGCUCAACUAAGGAUAUAUUGAGAUUUGAGGAUCUAUGUCCUCCUAUGUAUGAAUGAAUUUUAUAGUUUACCAGGAGCUGUCUUUUGGUGCUC